Xiphias gladius (swordfish) is the source of this 4432-nucleotide messenger RNA. It is a transcript of the gene klf5a, whose product is annotated as Kruppel-like factor 5a. Gene Ontology annotation, biological process: regulation of transcription by RNA polymerase II. The transcript has 4 exons. The coding region runs from base 577 to 1968 and encodes 463 amino acids. Lineage: Eukaryota; Metazoa; Chordata; Actinopteri; Istiophoriformes; Xiphiidae. The record is from RefSeq and is a predicted model, not a curated record. Gene Ontology annotation, molecular function: DNA-binding transcription factor activity, RNA polymerase II-specific; RNA polymerase II cis-regulatory region sequence-specific DNA binding.
AUUGCAAUCGACCUAGCUGCGUGAUGUUAUUCAUCACUUUGUUGUGCACUAUUUGCGGUAAUAAGCGAGCAGGCUGCGACCAGCUGGACGUGAAGCCGAGCUGCUCCGCCAGCGAGCGCAUUCGCCGCAUGUUUUCUGUGCCAGCCAGUUGGUCACCAGUUGUUGGUCUCUUCUUGGCGUCCGCUCUCACCAUCAUACCACCCUGACGACAACUGACUCCAGCUUCGGACCGAAAGGUCCCGGCAACUCUGUCCCCCAGCUAGCAGGAAACUUGUGCGGCAGAGGAGAAGGGUCUAUAUAACAGCUGGUGGGAUCGGGAGCCUAGGAAUAACAGCCCAUCCUCAGGGUGCUGCUGCUGCUGCUGCUACUGCUGCUGCUGCUGCAGCAGAGGACAGGGAGGCAUGGGUGUUUCCCCCAUUCCCUUUCAUGUUGCUGUUUCAUCCUCUGCUGCAGGGCUUCUCUAACUUUUAUGCCAGUUAGAUCCCUUCAGACACACAGGAAUGAGUUGCACAAUAUGAACGAGGGGUUGUUUAACAUAAAGUCGUUCGCCUGUUUGACCAAGUGGCAAAAUGUGAGAUGGACAGGUAUCUCUCCCCUCAGCCUCUUUCCCUUCCACCUCCUGCAGACAGUCAGCAGAAGUCACACAGAGACAGUGCAUCCGCAGUGGAUCAGUUCUUCACUGAUGAUCACACUGGGGCUCCCUACACCCUCAACAUGAAUCUUUACCUCCCUGACGUCGCCUACCUGAGGAUGGGCCUGUGUCAGCAGGUGCGGCCCCCUCAGCACCAGAACCACACAGGUCUCACCCAAAUCAAAACAGAGUCUGCCUCCCCGUGUUUCUCCCCCAACCUCCAGCCGCACUGCCCCGACACUACGCCCACGAGCAGCUGCGGCACAUCUGGGCACGGGCCCGGCGGUAUUGCUAUGAACACCUCCGCCAUAAACAUGGCGUUAACAGGGUUACCGGACUUCACUAGUGUUUUCAACCAGUCGGGAGGCAGCCAAGGUGGCCAUUCGGUGCCAGAAGUGUUUGUCAAACAGGAAAUGUCAUCGCAGUUUGAGCAGCAUGCUCUUCAUCACCACGACAACAGCGGCUCGCUGUUUCAGCUCCUAAACUCUGGCUUGGACCUUCACCAUGGCAAUGGUAUGGAGGGUCAGCAUCAGCAUCAGCAUCAGCAUCAGCAUCAACAUCAACAUCAACAUCAACAUCAGCAGCAGAUACAACACUCUUCCACUUCCACACUCCACGCGCCUUUCCAUGAUUUGCCGGUAGCUUCUUCUGCAUCUCAACGGGAGCCCACUGCCAAGCCCGCCUACUGUGGCCUGGGUGGGAGGGCAUACACACACCCUCAUGCUCGGGCACACCCCCAUUUCCUCCAGCAGCAGGUGCCCUACCUGCCGCCCUCUCCGCCAAGCUCGGAGCCUGGCAGCCCUGACAGGCAGAAGGAGCUGCUCCACACCAUGUCCCCUCCUCCGUCAUAUGCAGCCACCAUCGCCUCCAAGUUGGCAGGGAGCACCCCUGGACUCGGACCGGGCCCGGGACCGGGUAACUUAGCCCUGCCCCUCACUGCAGGCCCCACGCCGGUCCCGGGCCAAGCCGCAGUCCUUCCCCAAGCCCCCGCAACAACCCCAGCCCCGACCCCAGCCCAGACCACUGUGCCUGUCCGCUACAGCCGGAGGAGCAACCCGGACUUGGAGAAACGACGGAUCCACCACUGUGAUUACCCAGGCUGCAAGAAGGUCUACACCAAGUCGUCCCAUCUGAAAGCCCACCUCAGGACUCACACGGGUGAGAAGCCGUACAGGUGCACGUGGGACAGCUGUGACUGGCGUUUUGCUCGUUCAGAUGAGCUGACGCGCCAUUAUCGGAAGCACACGGGCGCCAAACCCUUCCAGUGCGCUGUCUGCUCACGCGCCUUUUCCCGAUCCGACCACCUCGCCCUGCACAUGAAGAGACACCAGAACUAGCAGCAUUUACACACACACACACACACACACACACACACACACACACACAAUACAAACACACAAGCACUAUUUUGACACACAUAAAGCACUCACUCCACCCCCCCACAGCUACAAUGUUACAACUUGCCUGAUGCAGAGCAGCUCUCACUGACACCACAGCUCCUCCUGGUGCUGCUGUCAUGUGCUCAAACAGUACAAUAGCUUAAGAAACGGGUUGCUCUUAACCCAGACUGGGACAGUUUGGAAGUUGUAAAGUAAUAGAUAAUAGCCAGAUGAAGUUCCUGGUCCUUUAACCUCGAGUUAACCUGGUAUAGAUUUCUUUGGAGAAAAACAAAGAAGAAAAAUGGAAACAAACAAAAAAAAAAAAAUGGUAGCUCCAAAAUGUGUAUCCGGUCCAUUCGGACUCUUUCGUGUGACUGGAUGAAAGCACUUACCACUCAAAACUUGUACAUGUUUUUUUUCUCUGUUCUAACAUAGAACUGGCUUCAUAUUUUUUUUUUUUUUUUUUUUAUAAAGGAUAAGCUUUUGUUUAUGAAACUAAUCAAACCAAAUCUUUGUUUACUCCGUGGUUUGUUAGUUUGUUUAUAUAACUUGAAUAUCCAGAAAUUUUUUUUUUUUUUUUUUUUACUAAAUCAUUUGGUUUGCACUAGAAUUGUUAAUCUAAGUCUGAGCCUUUUUGGCCCAUGCAUCUCAUUCACCACUGGAACAAUCAUUAUAACUACUGGACUGAAUCUCACAAAUCACUGCUGUUCAGAUAUUAAAAAUUGAAGGCAUUUAUACUCUGGAGAGCGGGAAGAUAGUGCAGGAAAAGACGAGGGGAGGGGCGCAGAUUGGAGAGACAAAGAUUUUUGAUUUUAGAGAGGGGAGAUCUGAGGGCGACUGAGAAACAGAGGGAGCUGGAUGGUUGCUAAAGAGCAGCAAUUAGGUGAUGAAUUAUUCAGAUUGUCUUUCGAUGGAUUUCCAGCCAGAGAAAUCUCAGCAGAACCCACCGACAUUUCCUAGAAUUCAUUCGGUUUUACACAAUUGACUGUAUUUGAUACAUAAGCUUCAAUUAAGAGUCUUCAAAAAUACGUUUACUUUACAUCUAUCUCAUCCAGCGUUUUACUUCCUCCUUUUUUUAACCAAAGUAUGAUCUUCAUCAUGAACACCUUAUUAAGUGCCUCCUCCUCUGGUUUAUGUGGCUUUGUUCAAUGGUAGCAGAGCUGUGAUCAAUGUAGUCAGUCCUUUAGACAUGCAUGGUGCUGUUUUUAUUUCUUAAUCUAUUGAAUCUCCUGACUCAGUUUGGGUAAACAGGAAAUUUAUUUUAAAUUACAAGGUUACCCAUCAUCCAUCGUCAUUUAACAGCUCUCAGCUCAGGCCACUUCACAGACAUCCUGACAUGUGGAAUUUUUUAAUGCAAGAGACAGUCAGUCCUUUCUCUGAGGGUUUUCGCCUUCUGACUCUGUACACAACUAACUUGCAACACGGCUAUAUCAUUCAAUCGAACGUGGACGUGUUUAGUUAAAGGAUAAGUUCCCAUUUUCCAAGACGCUCUAAAAAAAAACAAUGCUCUCGUGCCCAUGUGCACAUUGCAAAAGUCACCGGUUGCUGCAAGUGUUUCUCUUGUCCCUGCUGGCCACAAAGAGAUCCCUGCCUCAAACAUGGAAGUGAUGGGAGACAAAACCAGCAGCCUUCAUUCUGUGUCACAAUUCACUGUGAAGUUCAGCUGGAGAUGAUAUGAGACUUUAUCAUUCUGAGUUAGACAAAUCAAAUCAAAGUUAAUCUAAUCGGUGCGAAUUUCCCUCCUUACGCUUUAACAGACAGCGGUAGUUUUUUGAGCUGUGUCGAGGAGUAAUACAAAGACCAAAAAGACAGUUACUUUGGAAGAUUUGAUUUUGCAUUGAAAUCACCCUUUUAAUGUACAUAUGGACACAAGAGUAUUGUGUUAAGGCAGACUUGUCGUCAAAUUGUCAGCCUAUCCUUUAAUAUACACUUCAGUGCCCGUUUUGGUGGUGUGGUUUAGCCUGAACUUCCAACUGCAAUUUUUCAUUCACUGCAGGUAGCGUUGAGAUGAUAUAGCACUGUAAUGUAUCAUGGUAAAUCUAUUUAUUUGAUUGUGUAGAAGUGGGGGUUGUAUCAGAUCACCUGUCUUUCUCCCCAGCAAAAAUGCCUUAAUGUAAAUAUAUGCACUGUAAAUAACUUGAUUUUGUUUGUCCGUUUUUUUUUCCUCUUUUGUUAUUAUUUUGUAAACAAAAGGGCAAAAAGAGGAAAAUGCCCCGCAUCCAAAAAUAUUUGAGCCUUUUUUUCUUUUUGAUUUUGUUUCCUCGUCAAAGAUAUUUUGAUGCCAUUGUUUUAUAUAUUGUCCUUCCAACAACUUAUUUUGUAAAUCCUUUUUCUUCUUCCUCCGUGGUAAACGUUCCAAAGACAAAAGUUGUUUUUCUUCAACUGAGUGAAGCCGACCCUAAUAAAGUCAACUGACACUUUU